Molecule: messenger RNA, 1116 nt
Organism: Nematostella vectensis (starlet sea anemone)
Lineage: Eukaryota; Metazoa; Cnidaria; Anthozoa; Actiniaria; Edwardsiidae
Product: signal peptidase complex subunit 2
Exons: 6
Coding region: 71-682 (203 amino acids)
Biological process (GO): protein targeting to ER
Cellular component (GO): membrane; signal peptidase complex
Source: RefSeq, a predicted model, not a curated record
CUCAUCCCCAGUCUUACUCUGAAUCUUAGGCGCAUGUCAGCGGUCUAUCGCCUAGCCUAACAAAGAAAAAAUGGCGUCGAAAAAAUCAAAAAAUAACUGGGGUUUGAGCACUUGGACUGUUGACCCCGAAAAGCCGGUGAAAGUUGACAAAUGGGACGGAAAUGCUGUGAAGAACGCACUCGACGACGCCGCUAAAAAGGUUUUAACAGAAAGAUUUGGCUACCAAGAAGACCACAAAUUGACUGAUAUUAGACUUGGCAUAUGCACCAUCUCUUGCUUGUUUGCACUCGGGGCACUUGCCUACGACUACCUCUACCCAUUUCCUGCUUCUAAGCCUGCGCUUAUUUUCUGUGUUCUAUCAUAUUUUACUAUGAUGACAAUUCUUACCAUGUUCACCACAUUCAAGGAGAAGAAUUACAUUAUGUUUGCAAUUGAAAAAGAUGACGCUGGGGUGGGUCCUGAUCACAUGUGGACUCUGAGAUCAUCUCUAAAGCGCUAUGACCCCAACUACAUGCUGACCAUGAGCUACAAAGAUGGGGAAACCAAUAGGGAAAGAGAGCAGUCUCUUGAAAAGUCUGUUGCCUCGUGGUUCGACGAGAAUGGAGUCCUAAUCUUUGAGCUCUUUGAGAAAGAUGUAAAAGAGCUUCACCAGAGCUUGUGUGCAGAAAAGAAAGACAAGUAAAGCGGACAGAUACUCGAAAAAUAAAUAAAAUAAAAAUACAUGAAAACAGCGCUUUAUUGGAAGAUUACUCAGCACUUUAUGGCCGGUUCACACUGUGACAUAAGAAUAACUUAUAAAGAAUAAUUGUGUGUGAAUGCGACAUAAGGGGAAGUCGAUGACAAUCACCCGCUGGCGCCUUGCGACGGAUCUUAUGUUUUUGUGAUUUGCCUGUUCAUACAUAGAAGUUCUCAAAAUGGGCGGUGGAUUUCUUUUGCCUGUUUCUGCUUAUAUGUUUACUGAUGUCAUCAUGAUUCAUGAUGUCAUCAUGAUUCAUAAUUGACAUUUUCGAGCCAACAAAGUAAAAGAAAUUCUCAAGCUCUUUGAUGGCUAUUCUCUAUAGAAGUGAUGUUUGUACAUGUACAUCUCCAGCCUAAUAAAGAAAUAUCUCUAGAAAA